UCCAGGGGAGAAGGUUGAGCGUUAGAGUGUCCAUGGCAACCCGACGCUUCAGCCUUCUGGAAGUUUACAAUCUAUAGCUUGGAAGGAUGCCUCUGGAGGUGGUGGUGGAACUCCAAAUCCGGGCGAUUUCUUGCCCGGGAGUGUUCCUGCCGUACAAGGAAGGUGUGUACCUUGGAGUCUACCUCCUGAAUCAGUACCUGGAGACACACUGCUUUCCUUCUGUGUUCCCUAUUGCGAUUCAACAGAACAUGAUAUUUGAAAAGGUAUUUGAAAAUGCAAUAGAUCCCGGAGCUGUUGCAGAAAUUUUAGAAAGCUUCCUAACCAGGUUUGAAUUGAUACAGCUAGUGUCUCCAGCAUGGGAAGAGCUGGCCUACUAUGAAGAAAAUACACGAGAUUUUCUGUUCCCUGAGCCCAAGCUGACAUCUUCACACCUUGGCAUGCAUAGGGAGGUGCUUAUGAAGACAGCAAGAGGUUUUCCAGGCAUUGCUCCCAAACUAGAGUUUUCUACAAGGACAGCCAUCCGAGAAUGUGUGUUCCCACACAGAAACAGAUUUUCUGAGGAGAACUGUAAAUCCCAAAAGCCUUUAUCGAAACCACAUGGACAGAGAACUCCCACAAAUAACAGAAAAACGAAGCUGAAGGAGAAGAGUCCUGACCGACUUCCCAAAGGCACACAGACCCGGGUCCCCUCCCCGUUUUCCCCUAGACGUCUCACCCAGCACCAGCCGACUCCGCAGAACCUCGGAAAAAGCUUCAGGCUCCCUGGAGCCAAAAAGCCUCCGUUUGUGGUUAGACAUGUGGACAGUGAAAACCCCUUUGGUGAAAGCAAUUUGGAACAUCACUUACAGAAGUCCAAAAGGAAAUCGAAGUUUUUAGACUUCGCUUUUCCAAUGAGAAGAGCAUCUUCUCUUGAAAGCCUUGAAGCAAACGUAAAGGUCACCAGAGAGCCUGACGAGCGCAUUCUCUUAAGGAGUCAGACACCACCACCAUUAGAUCCGAGGAAGUCCGGACAACCCUCGCCCAUUCACCGAGGGGAUGCAGAGCUCCCGCUGGAAACUUCGCUUUCUACCUCCCAGCAUUCCAGGUCUCCCAGCACCCUGGAUGAGCCUCUCCUGGGAGAAAGGUUCCAACCUCGCUCCCAGUCUACGUGGAAGAAGUUCCAUGAGAGGGUGUGCAGCCUCCUGACAUCCCACAGAGCUCACUCGAAGGAAGAUUUUAUCCCUGAAACAAAUUGUAUCCGUGAAAGACCAAGCUACCCCCUGAAGAAACUCCCACUGCAUGGGCAGAGAUAUUUUUAA
Molecule: messenger RNA, 1298 nt
Organism: Arvicola amphibius (Eurasian water vole)
Lineage: Eukaryota; Metazoa; Chordata; Mammalia; Rodentia; Cricetidae
Gene: Spata6l
Product: spermatogenesis associated 6 like
Exons: 13
Coding region: 87-1298 (403 amino acids)
Biological process (GO): spermatogenesis
Molecular function (GO): myosin light chain binding
Source: RefSeq, a predicted model, not a curated record